AUGGGUAACAGAUGAAAAGCACUCUCUGUGUCAGCAUUAAUGUCUCGCUGAAAGCAAGUCAGUAACGAUUUGUAAGAUGAGGCAUACAUCAAAGAGAAAACCACCAUAGCAUCAGGCUGAACCAUUUCAGGAGAGACUGACAGAGUGAGAGCGGAGGAGGAACAGAGAGAGAUGGAGGCAGAGAAUCUGAAGCAGGCUCCGGGCUCUGAGCUGUCAGCACAGAGCCUGAUGCAGGGCUCAAACUCACGAACUGCAAGCAAGGUCAUGAUCUGAGCUGAAGUCGGAUGCUUAACUGACUGAGUCACCCAGGCACCCCUGACUCGUGGGUAACCAAGAGCGGCUUUUCUGGAGCGUUAGUGGGAACUGUCCGUUUAGAAAUCUACCUCCCCAUCUCGAGACGAGUUUAAAAAAAAAAGAAGAAGAAGAAUUAAGAAAGAAAAAACAGGUGGAACCGACGUAAAAUUGGCCACAGCAGCGCACGCGGGAGACAGAACUUUCUGGGGGCAUCCUGCCAGCGCUCUUCACGCGUGGUGCGCGCAGGUGGCGCUGCGGUCCCUGAGCUCCCCGCGGAAGCCGGCGAGGAGCCCAGGAGGCCACCCAGAGCCUCCGCGAAGGGUGCGCCCUGAGAGCCCGGUAGCGUCGGAUCUCUGUGCUGCAUACCCGAUGAUGGAUGAGCCGUGGUGGGAAGGGCGCGUCGCCUCAGACGUCCACUGCACCCUGCGCGAGAAGGAGCUGAAGCUGCCCGCCUUCCGAGCCCACUCCCCACUGUUGAAGAGCCGCCGGUUCUUUGUGGACAUCCUGACCCUGCUGAGCAGCCACUGUCAGCUGUGCCCCGCGGCCCGGCACCUGGCUGUCUACCUGCUGGACCACUUCCUGGACCGCUACAACAUCACCACCUCCAAGCAGCUGUAUGCCGUGGCGGUCUCCUGCCUGCUGCUCGCAAGUAAGUUCGAGGACAGGGAAGACCACGUGCCCAAGCUGGAGCAGAUAAACAGUACAAGGGUCCUGAACGGCCAGAACUUCACCCUCACCAAGAAGGAGCUGCUCAGCACAGAGCUGCUGCUCCUGGAAGCCUUCAGCUGGAACCUCUGCCUGCCCACGCCCGCCCACUUUCUGGACUACUACCUCUCAGCCUCCGUCAGCCAGAAGGAUCGGCACUGCCACAGCUGGCCUGCCACCUGCCCCCGCAAGACCAAAGAGUGCCUCAAGGAGUAUGCCCACUACUUCCUAGAGGUUACCCUGCAAGAUCAUAUUUUCUACAAAUUCCAGCCUUCUGUGGUGGCCGCAGCCUGCGUUGGGGCCUCCAGGAUUUGCCUUCAGCUUUCCCCCUACUGGACCAGAGACCUACAGAGGAUCUCAAAUUACUCUCUGGAACAUCUCAGCACAUGCAUUGAAAUCCUACUGGUAGCUUAUGACAAUGUCUUCAAGGAUGCUGUUGCGGUCAAGAGCCAGGCCUUGGCAAUGGUGCCUGGCACGCCCCCUGCCACCACCCAGGUGUUGUUCCAGCCACCCACCUACCCCACCCUGAGCCAGCCGACGACACCAGCCCUGGCGCCAUUUCAGACCCCCGUGCAGGACCUAUGCUUGGCCUAUCGGGACUCGCUGCAGGCUCAUCGCUCUGGGAGCCUGCUCUCAGGAGGCUCUGGCUCCUCCCUCCAUGCCCUGUACCCCACCCUCCAGCCCCUGGACGUGUGUCCCGUGUCCCUCCCCACGCCCCUCAGCAUGCAGAUGGCCAUCGCGGCUGAGCCCAGGCACUGCCUCACCACCACCUAUGGAAGCAGCUACUUCAGCGGAAGCCACGCGUUCCCCACGGGCUGUUUCGACAGAUAGGGCACCUUUGGGCCACACAGGGAGCCCUUGGAGACCCACCUGGGCAGAGGACGAGGACACAGGUGAGGGAGCUCAGCGGAGUGAGGCAGUGGGGAGGCCAUCCCCACAGAGCCUCAUUGUUACCCUUGAACGGAGAGGGUUCAUGUUCUUUUUAAAUAAAGCUGGCCCCCAGCAAAACAGUCCAUGACAACCUCCCCCGAGAGCAUUCCUCUGGAAAGCGUCUUCCACAUAUGUAGCUGGGGUGAAGGGGGGUGGCUCGGCCACCACCCUCUGGAGGAGGGACCCCCUGAAUUGAGAAAGACUUGGUGAGAGGCCAGGAGACUGGAAACUGGAUGCAGACUGCCAGUCCAUGAGCAUGUUUGGUUUUUAGCAUCAAAGACUUCUUUACUUCUCGCCAGUGGCAGCUACACUGAAAAAGAAGGGGACUGCAUGAUGUAUCCUCAGGACCCCAGCAGGUGCCGCAUUGGGUGCUCUUUCCCUGCCUCCAUACAGAAGAGCUGUGUGUGUGUGUAUGUCUAAGCGUCGGCCUUCUGAGGCACGGCAGGCGGCUGUCUUGCCUUUGUUGUUGGACCUAAAACCUUAUUAGGCCUUUUAGAUAUCUCACAUGCUGCUGCUUCCUGAAGUGACCUAGCUUUCUGUUCAGUAAGAUAUCUUGUUUACAUAGUGUAUCAGGGAUUUUACGAUACUUGAAAAUUCCUUAGGAGAGAAAAAAUGUUGAUCGCCACACUGCCUGUCCCAUGCAAGGGCUGUAGGUUCGGACCCAGCUUGUAACAACAAGCAGGUGGUUGGGGAAAGCAACUCCCCAGGCUCUCAGUUCAAGAAGAUUCCACAUCUUGGAUGCUGUGUUCACCUGUAGAACUUUGACAGCCACCCAGAGGAGAAGUGGUUGAAAGGUAGACAGAGGUUUACAACCAACAACCCUAACCCCACUCCACCAGGUGCUUAUGGUGUGUGAGUUUGGCUAAUAGGGAAGGCUAAUAAUGUGGAAUGUUUGCUUCGUGCCAGCUGGAGUCGGGGAGCGGGGCAUGGACAGGGGUGUAUGUCACAAAUACAGGCAAGCAAUUGGUUGGAUCGAAAGCCAGUGUUUGGGCACCUACAGCAAGAGGGCCCUCAGGAAGACUCUCAUAACCAUGUGCAAUAUGUUUUUAUUCUGACUCAUGACUUGUGCUAGUUGUGUUUUUUUGGUUUGUUCUGAGUCGGGGCGACACACUGUUCACCCAUUAGAACUGGGAGGUGUAAAGAACAAUGGAGACAUUUUUUUUGUUUGUUUUAAGAAGAACCCAUCUUGGUUUUCUUGACUUAUUUGCCCGUCAGUGCAGGAGACUGGCUCGGGGACUAUCAGGAAGGCGGCCAUGUGCUGCUGAAUUGGAUCCGAAGGUGAUUUUCAGAGCAGAUGAAGGCUUCGGUGUGGAAGCAGAAUAAGAAGAGGUAACGCGAAUAAGGCACCGGUGCCGCUGUGUCACAUGAGUGUGGGAAGACUACACGUUUGUUUGUUGCUUUUCUCUUUUUCCUUUGCCAACCUCCUUCUAUUUAUGUGAGACUGGUUUGGAUUCCAAGUUGUUGUGUCUGUCUGGCCUGGGACUGGGGCUUGUGAAGGGCCCCCCAAUAGAGCCUCACAGCCAGCCCAGCACGCAGAAGAAGGCGUCUUGCAAUAAACAGAUCACCU
Acinonyx jubatus (cheetah) is the source of this 3496-nucleotide messenger RNA. It is a transcript of the gene CCNJL, whose product is annotated as cyclin J like. Bases 664 to 1830 code for a protein of 388 amino acids. The record is from RefSeq and is a predicted model, not a curated record. Gene Ontology annotation, molecular function: cyclin-dependent protein serine/threonine kinase regulator activity. Gene Ontology annotation, biological process: regulation of cyclin-dependent protein serine/threonine kinase activity; mitotic cell cycle phase transition. Gene Ontology annotation, cellular component: nucleus; cytoplasm; cyclin-dependent protein kinase holoenzyme complex. Lineage: Eukaryota; Metazoa; Chordata; Mammalia; Carnivora; Felidae. The transcript is spliced from 8 exons.